Molecule: messenger RNA, 1812 nt
Organism: Aspergillus novofumigatus IBT 16806
Lineage: Eukaryota; Fungi; Ascomycota; Eurotiomycetes; Eurotiales; Aspergillaceae
Exons: 3
Coding region: 209-1600 (463 amino acids)
Source: RefSeq, a predicted model, not a curated record
CACAUCCCAAACCAACGCAUUCUAUUCUAUAUACACGUCGCAUGGACAUAUCGAUGGGGCUGACGAUCAAGCCGUCGACUGCCGAUAUUAUUUGUCCCAUCGAUUCACUUCAAUGUGAUUCUUUUGGAACACACUGAAGCAUCUGCGCACAAAGUCUCCUCUGCCGUUGCCUGAUCGUCAUACCCAAACGGGAUACCUUAUCAUCAAGAUGAUGCGACCCAGAGACCCUCGGGUCCGCCAGACGAUCAACCAGAUCUCUCACAACCUGGAAUCUGCGAACGAGACGGCUCAGGAAGGGCUCUAUGCAUUUUCGCACUAUUAUAUCCUACCUUGUCUUUCGUCGAUUGGAAACUGCAUCCACGCAUGUACGGCCCCCUGUCUUCCCAGUCGGGAGGACCAUCUUCGACGUCGAAGACGGGGACGUGCGGAAGCCAGCUUUGACUUUUACGAUGAUUGGGAUAAUGACGAUGCCAAUGACAGCUUGCUUGGAUGGGGCACGGACGAGCUUGACAGGCUGCUGGCGGGGAGCGGGUUGACGCGCGGGGGCGCCGAACAGCCACGCAGACAGCGUAAAAUGAGUUACGGUACUCGAGGCCCGAGACGGAAGAGCAGUGUUUUGGUACCAGAUAAUCGAAAGGAUCCGACUGUUAUUCCAAGCUCGUCCUUUCUGGGGUUCUUGGAGCGCUUUCCUUGGAGACUGGGGGCGCGAGGGCUGAAAUAUCGACCAUCUGCUGCGGAUCUCCAGGAACAUCCACAUCCUACGGGGCUGCGCCGGCAUGUGCCCGAGGAUGAACCCCUCAUGGAGUCCGCUGAAGAAACGGAGGAGCAGGACUCCUCCAGCAAGAAUGGGCGAUACCGCAGUGCCACGCAAACGUCGCGUGAGACCGCCACCUCCUUGAGCUCGAGAGGGGAUUUGAUUCCUAGCGACGAGGAGGAAGAUGCAGUUCCUCUAGACGACGAAUUUGCACUGGCGUGGGUCAGUCGCCGAGGGACAGGAUUGGACUCGGAUGAUCAAUUGAGCGACAAAGUUGCAGGAAUGAAACGGUCCAUGUCGGGAACCUUUAGUUUCAGGACUUCAGCUUCGAGGGAGUCCAAAAAGAAAAAGAGUCGGUUACGACAAUCCCAGAGUCCUAACAAAGAGCAUACUCGUGAUUACGGCACAGCGUCCUUGGUGGAUCUGAGAAAAGAAGAGGAGCAAGCAGAGCUAGAGGAAGAAACAAACGUAGCUCGGAGACGGGCUGCUGCACGAAGAUUGGCUGCAGGUCGUGGCCUCGAUCAAAGCAAAGACAAGCCUACGCCGUCAUCUUAUCCACAAUCUGCACCUGGUGUCUCAGAUAAUCCUUCUACAGCCCCGGAUCACACCCACGUAGAGUCAAAUGAAGCCCGUACCCUUUCACCUACCCGUGGAGGGGUCUCGCGCCGCGCAACCUUUCCCCCACUACCCUUCUCUCUAUCAGUGACUGGCGCGUCCGAAGACCUUUCAACGUCCCCGAGAACACCUACUCAAGUCCCCAGCAGCGCCUCGGGAGCUGCUGGUCAGCUAAACUCGUCCCACAACCAUGGAGAUAACGCUUCUCACGGGCAAAGUGGAGAAGAUUAAUCCGCUUGCUGCAGGAACUGUCUGACCCGCUUCGGCUGGAAGUUAAGAAAUGCCAGGAAUACUGGCAGCAGUGAUUCAGAAAAGAAAGCGGCUGGAAACGCUUAUAUUCAAAUGGGCCAAUUCCAUGGCAUUGAGCCUGAAUUGUACAUUAUGAUAUGAUUUAACGAUCAGUUACUCUAUACCCAGUUCUUAAGAAGCAAAACAAACCAGCU